AUGUCUUCCCGAACGGGGCCUGAGGAGGGCCUACGUGAGGCACGAGCGCCUCGCUUGUCGCCUGGCGUUGCGGCGAGUUCUCGGUGCUCACUCGGUGGUCGCAGCAUCCCCACGCUUAUUCAUUCUGUGCGAGGGGAGAGACACGGCUCCCGCCGGGAGGGGAAUGCAAAACAGUGCCGGCAAGACGGACACGAAAAGCGGCGGGGCCCACCUUCCUGGAGUCUGCUGGUGUCUCGUCUUCUUCUCUUUCUGCGCGGGCAACUUGUGGAUCCACUGUUUGUCCAUCAUCGCGCAUGUCAAACAGUCGCUCUUGAGUAUUGCCUGCUGGUCGUUCCCUACGCUGCCCAGCCUGCAGCUGGCUCACACAGACGGCGCCAGAGGCCAGUCGGCGUGUCGGCUCCUUCAGGCGCAAGCGAGUCCGGGAGCACGGGAGACAGUGGCGGCAAGCUGCGAGAAGUGUGUGGAGCCCGGGCACAGGGGGUCGAUGCAAGGCAGACGGAGACCGCGGUUCUUCCGCGCGACUCUAUAAAUCAACAAACCUCUCCGCAUCAACACCCAGGAGGCCGCCGUGGAGCAACCCCCACGACGUUACGGCUCCUUUUUCACAACACUGGCACACGCACCUGGGUUGUAUACGUGGGGAUAGCAGUUCUUUCAUUGCCGGGCGUCUUAUUCGGAUCUUGGCCGAAUGGGGGUUUGCUGCCGUCUUUUCGCGGGUCUUUCAGCAGCAGCGAGGCACCCGGGGACGAAGCGGCGGCGAGCAGUCUGACCCUUGUCGCCGCGGUGCUUGUUUUGUAUACGACUGUCGGCGCUGUGCUGGUCGGCCUCUGUCUCGCUGCAAGCGCCGCAGCGAUUUCCGCCCCUUUUGCUCUCGGGGCAUGGGGAAGACAGCUGGUUCUCAGGCGGUGGAGGAAAGUCGCGUCCCUACUCGUGCUGCAGCAAAAAUAUAUGAGAGAAGUCAUCAGGUGA
Besnoitia besnoiti is the source of this 969-nucleotide messenger RNA. RefSeq lists its product as uncharacterized. The transcript has a single exon. The coding region runs from base 1 to 969 and encodes 322 amino acids. NCBI's taxonomy places the organism in Eukaryota, Apicomplexa, Conoidasida, Eucoccidiorida, Sarcocystidae. The record is from RefSeq and is a predicted model, not a curated record.